UCGACUAAUCCCAUCGAAAGCCCAAAGACGCGCGGCCUUCCAUCUCACCUACUCGUCUACGUCGGUAACGCGACGGGACUGAGUAGCGCAUGCGAUCAUGAGGACGGACUUCUUCCAUCGCUUACCGCCGCCAACGGCCCUUUUUCUUCUCACCAGCCUUCUCGACAGCACAGCAGAUGCUCAUGUCGCCCUUCCGCCACUGCCAACCGUCACCGUUGCGCACUACGCUCUCGAUGUCGUUUCGUGGCCACUCCUCCUCCCCACAGCCGCCCCGCUAGACCCCUUCGAUCUCGCGCGAAGGCAAGCUGGAAAUACCAUCUGUGGCUACAUAGGAGGGCUGUCAGCGCUUCCAGCGACAUGUAGCGCAGGAUCGCAUUGCGUCUUGGACACCGCGCACCAGGUGGUUGGUUGUUGUCCGGAUGGGGCUGCCACAUGUACGUCCGGUGUGUUCACGGCGUGUGUGGACGGCAACAGCGGGCCUCAGUCGGAGGUGGACCCCUACGUAUUCACAUGUACUGGAGCCCAGGUGUGUUACAAGAACUUGUACGAGGGAGGAGCUUCGCAGUUCGGAUGUGGUACGGCUGCCGACCAGGCGACGAGUGUUUUCACUACCGCGAACGGACUUGCGGGGGCUAUCACUUACCCACAUAUUUCUGCCUCCUUGACGAGAAGUGCUAGUCGACUCAGCACGCCGACGACACUCGGGGUUAUCACCAGCACCAGCACCAGCGCGUCCCGGACCCGGACGUCGUCUUCAACCUUGACGGAGUCUUUAGCCUCGACGGAAUCCUCAGCAUCGACGACGGAGUCCUCAACCUCUACCGAGAGCACAACCGGGACAACCGUCACAUCGACCAGUACCACGACGGCCUCCUCUACCACCGCAUCGACAGAACCUUCUACAACACCCCAGGCACCACCAGGUAAAACCCCUACGAAAGCGCGUACGGGCGCAAUCGUUGGCGGAACACUAGGCGGUAUUGCCGCCUUGGCCCUCAUCGGCGCCCUCAUCUUCUACUUCCUCCGCCGCCGGCGCAACGCCAACUCGCGCGCCGGUCCCGGUCGCCCAGGAAUCAACGGCAAAUACAUCAGCUCUCCGACCCCCGGACCCAACAGUGGCUUCGCGGCCGUAAGCCAAGAUCCCGACGCCUACGAGACCGGGCCAGCUCCCGGCUAUCUGCCCCCCGUUGCCCAAACCGCCAAUGGAAAUGGUUAUUUCUCCAACGACCUGACCGCCGGCGGUCCCUCACCUUACGCGUACACUGGCGCGGCGGGCGUCGCUGGCGCGACUGCAGCACCACAACCGACGGCUUCCCCCACCCCGCCGGGGCAUACGAGACAGAAUUCAUACCCGCCGGCAGAAGGAUAUCAUUACCCAGGCCAGUUCCCGGCUGCGUACGCUGGCGGAGCUGCGGCGCGCAAGAGCAAGCUUGAGCCGGACCAGGUGCCGUUGACGAGGGAGAUUGAUGCUUUUUCGCAGAACUUUAAUGCGGCGCUGGGAAGGGUUAAUGAGGAGGGGAGUAGCGAGUUGGAAAGGGAUGAUGGAGAUGCCGGUGGUGGUGGUGGUGGUGGUGGUGAUGGUGGUGGAAGUCAUGUCCGGAGUGGAUCGUCAAGGCCGCUGUGGCAGCAGAAUCGCAGGCAGAGUCGGAACUUGAUGUGGAUGUAGGAUUGAGUGUUGAGUUUUGCUGUUUGUCUGUUUGUUUGCGCGCAGGUUUUUGUGCUGCUGCUUGGAAGGAUUAUGGCGACAUGGCGAAGGAGUUUUGUUGGUUUGAAUAAUGUGGGCGAUGGCUUACCAUUCUUUUUGUUUGGUUUAUUGUUGCCUUUGGUCUACCUGGUUCUAAUACAUAGAGGUGACGGAGUUUACUGGUGUGGCUUUUGGCGAAGUUAAUGACGAGAUGAAGGUUGCGGGUUGGAUGUAUUGGUGUUGGUAGGCUUUCGGUGGAUAUCAGGAGUUAGCUCCUUUAAUCAGCAACGCCGUAGACUAAGUGUACAAAAAGGAGUGUACGAGACGAUGAACACAUAC
Messenger RNA from Neurospora tetraspora, 2023 nucleotides. RefSeq lists its product as uncharacterized. The record is from RefSeq and is a predicted model, not a curated record. The transcript has a single exon. Bases 98 to 1666 code for a protein of 522 amino acids. Lineage: Eukaryota; Fungi; Ascomycota; Sordariomycetes; Sordariales; Sordariaceae.